AUGCCAGGCACUGCAGCAUCACAGGCUUGUCAAAGAUGUCGUCGAGCGAGCGAGCCGCUCGAGCGAGAGCGAACAGGCGCGAACUCUCAACUACAAGUACACGACAAUGAACCAGAUCGAGGGCCGAGCGCGGAAAUUGUCUGCUUCGAGGGAUGCUGCCCGUCUCAAGAUGUUAAACCUCAGGAGACUGGCGUCGCGGAUGUGCAGAAAGCUUCAGGAGUACAAGAAGGUCAUGAUAUUCCUCGGCGAAAACGACAUCCCAGACGAAGAGGAGGAAGAAGUAGAAGAGGAAGAAAGGCGGGCAGGGGGGGUGGAAGGCCAAAGCAAGAAGCGACCGGCUCGCAGAAAACGUAGCGAGAUACCGCGCGAGAACUCGGAAGUAGGGGUCCGCGUGAGUAAGCGGGGUAGAGUGAUCAAGAAAAACGUAACCCUACAAGACCAAGGCUACUCGUAGAUUUGCAUGACUAUGUUCUCUGUUGUGCAGUGCUAGAUGCGGCAAUGGCAAGUUUGCAAGGCAGGUGGUUCGAUGUAUGGUUCUUGGCUGAGCUGUUCCGCUCAUUUCGAGUUUUGGUCGAUACUGUAUACUUUCGUAGAUACGAGACUAUCGUACGUGUGUGUGUUCCUCUAGCACGGCUGGGUGAGCAUGGGCGACCAUCGAUGACGAGCAGAUGCGGAAGGGGUAACGACA
Ectocarpus siliculosus is the source of this 688-nucleotide messenger RNA. Lineage: Eukaryota; Phaeophyceae; Ectocarpales; Ectocarpaceae. The record is from the annotation of a GenBank genome assembly.